Messenger RNA from Trypanosoma cruzi, 2010 nucleotides. Its product is annotated as paraflagellar rod protein, putative. Lineage: Eukaryota; Euglenozoa; Kinetoplastea; Trypanosomatida; Trypanosomatidae. The transcript has a single exon. The record is from RefSeq and is a predicted model, not a curated record. Gene Ontology annotation, cellular component: motile cilium. Bases 1 to 2010 code for a protein of 669 amino acids. Gene Ontology annotation, molecular function: calmodulin binding.
AUGAUGACAUCACCAGCGGCGGUGCCUGCGCGCUCUCAGGAGCGACUGGUGGCGGCGCAGAAGUGGUUUUUUCAGCGUGAGGCCGUGUUAGACACGUGUGCGGUGCCCGUAGGCGCCACAACUUCCGUUGAGGGCCGUCGACGCAUGGCGCGUGAAAGCGCCACACAAAUUUUAAGCCUCCUGGAAGAACUUCAGGCAACAAUUGGCCCUUCCGCGAAUGGGGCAGCAGCGGCGACAUCCGUCGUGCCAAUGAAUAAAGCGGCGGGUGGGGGAAAUCAUAACAACAACAGCAAUAAAAACACCAGCAACAACAAUCACGCAGCGAGAGAGGCGGAUGGACUUUGGAUGAGUGCGCUGGUGGAGGGGAGCGGUAGUCUCUUUUGCUCCGAGUGCGGUUUGGAAGUGGAGGCACGUGAAAUGCGGCUUCCUGACGGCCAUGCGAUGACAGCGGCGACAUCAUCAUCAUCACCAACAGCAACAACAAUGACAGUGUCAUCGACCUCACCGUCUGCCGAGGCGGUGAGUCGACGACUUCAGCCCUUACAGCGCCUACUCGCGGGUAUACAGGACGUGCGGCAUUUACACCCGUAUGGCAAGCUUCUCUCAAGUGCAGGUAAAGGGGAUGCGUCAGCGGAGUCAAUUUCAAUGCUCAUUAAAGGACUGCAGGAUGCGGUAGAGGAGAGUCUGCGAACCAUCGAACAUGGCUAUGCGACCUGCGCCUGCUCUGUAGACGAUAUUUCAGCGUGGGCGGAGUGGUCGCAGCCUCUUCUGCGGGUUCUUGGGGAAACACUACGGCGGGUCACGCUGGAGCAUGUCAUGGAAGAGCCACAGGAGCGUCUCCGCCGUGCUGCGUUCGACGUGAAGGAGAAACAACGGGAGCAGGAGGAUGCCGUGACAGAUGGAGACAUGGUGCGCUCGGAGAAUUUGUACUUUGAGAAGACCGCACUGCUUGAGGGGAUGCGCCCCCUCUAUGAUCAACUCGAGCACGUCAUUGAGACGUAUAAAAAAGACGCGGCGGAGGAGCCGACACGGAAGGUGCGUGCGUUGGCCACCGAACUUGUCCCUCGUCUCGUCUCACCAAAGAUUGCAAAGGAACAGAACCUUAAAAAACGCUGCGCCGCGGACAUAGAGAGACUUGCGUCCAAGCGGGAGGAGAUAAGGUCUGCGCGCAGUGCGCAACGUGCGAACUUCUCUGUGCAAAUGACCGAGUGGGAAAAGUUAUUCGAAUUGAACCGGCAGCAACAGGAGUCGUGCCUGCGGGCCAUUGAGGAACUUGAGCAGCGUCUGCGCCACCUUGCAGAGGAGCGUACAUUCCUCGUCGAGGAUCGACUGGAGAAGAUGUCCGAGGAGCGGCAGCGGGAGGAGGACGCGGCGACAUUCAUGCUGUUUGCAGAGCGGCAGGAGGAGGCCCUGCGGACGACGCUGCAGUACGUGGAGCAGAGCCUUCACUGUGCGCAGAGCAUCAGUGAUGCGGUGCAAUCGGGGUAUAAGCAUUUGAAUCACCACCUCCACAACGUCAUCCUGCAGACAGCCGAGACACAAUUAUUGAAUGUACGCAAGGAGCGACUAGAGCACUUCCGCAGCCUCUACCUCACUUUGGGCGAGCUGCAGUUUAAGAAGGAACGACACAUGGAGGAACUGGACAAGCGGAUUGAGUACUACCACGUCCAACAGGAACUUGCGAUGGAGACAUUUAACCCAAAGGCUAAGGAGUUCAGUAAGGCCAAGAAGGACCUAUUGGAGGUGAAGGAGACAAUGGAGCAGCAGUUACAACUUAUCGCAAAAAAGGCAGCGCAGCAACUGGAGGAUUUUAAACCAACGGAGAAGUUACUUUUGGCGUCUGGGGUUCAAUUCCGUCAUCCGGUGGACGAACUUGUGGAGAUGAACGCCGUGCGGACGCAGAAACUACUGGAGUACCAUUCGCUUAUGUCAACCAUGAGGAAGGACGACGAUGAGAAUAAAGAGGAUGAGGAUAGAAAUAUGGGCCAAUCUCAUUCACCGCCGCGGUGA